AUGCUGAACCUUUGUUUACCCACAGACAUGACAGACUCUAACAAGAUGAUCAUCAACUUGGCCCUCUUUGGCAUGACUCAGAGUGGAAAAAGUUCUGCUGGGAACAUUCUUCUGGGAAGCACUGACUUCCACAGCAGCUUUUCUCCAUGUUCUGUAACCAAAGAUUGUUGUCUGGGCCGCAGUUGUCACCUCUGUCGCUUCAUGCGUCGAGGGGGGCAAGAGAUAACCCUGCAGAUCCAGGUCUUGGACACUCCAGGUUAUCCACACAGCAGGUUGAAACAAGAGCAUGUCAAACAGGAAAUCAAGGAGGCCCUGGCACAUCACUUCGGGCAAGAGGGUCUCCAUCUUGCACUGCUGGUCCAGAGAGCAGACAUGCCUCUCUGUGGACAGGAAGCAUCUUCCUCAGUCCAGAUGAUUCAGGAACUUCUGGGACAUGCUUGGAAGAAAUACACUGCCAUUCUUUUCACCCAUGCAGAGAAAAUAGAAGAAGCUGGGUUCACUGAAGAUAAAUACUUGCGUGAGGCCUCCGAUACACUGCUGACCCUGCUAAAUUCUAUUCAGCACAGAUAUAUUUUCCAGUAUAAAAAAGGAAACUCACUUAAUGAACAAAGAAUAAUAAUCUUAGAAAGAAUCAUGGAAUUUAUAAAAGAAAAUUGUUACCAAGUUCUUACCUUUAAAUAA
Molecule: messenger RNA, 681 nt
Organism: Enhydra lutris kenyoni (northern sea otter)
Lineage: Eukaryota; Metazoa; Chordata; Mammalia; Carnivora; Mustelidae
Product: GIMAP family P-loop NTPase domain containing 1
Exons: 2
Coding region: 1-681 (226 amino acids)
Molecular function (GO): GTP binding
Source: RefSeq, a predicted model, not a curated record